Messenger RNA from Durusdinium trenchii, 1476 nucleotides. Lineage: Eukaryota; Dinophyceae; Suessiales; Symbiodiniaceae. The record is from the annotation of a GenBank genome assembly.
AUGGAGAGCAAGGCGCCCCCAGAUUUGUCAGAUGGUGAGGUGAUCAUCAUUCCGUACGCUGACAAUUUGAAUGUGGCAGGUAUUGACGAACAACGUGUUCAGCAGGUUAAGAACAAGAUCGUCGAUAGGCUUCGUGAGAUCGGUUUUCGAGUGCAUGAAGAGUUGGAAGCAUGUAGCAUUGGACAAAGCCUCGGCUUCCUCGUCGAUGGCGCCAAAGGUGUGGUGGCGCCCAUUCCGGAGAGGCUGCACAAGGUCAGAUUGGCGCUUGACUGGCUGGCGAGGCAGCCCUGGGUGACGGGGAAAAAGGUCGAGCGGCUCAUCGGACAUUGUGUUCAUUUCAUGCUCCUACGUAGAGAACUCCUGUCGAUCUUCAGAGCCAUGUACGACUUUGUGCACAAGAGCUAUUCGAAAAAACGACCACUUUUUGCCUCUGCUGCAAGAGAAGCUAAGUGGGCAUCAGCUCUUUUGGGUCUUUGCAGUGUAGAUUUGAGGAAGGACUGGAGUGGGCGGUUGUGUAGGCGCCUCUGUGCUCUUUUGCUAUGUGCCGAUUCCAUGCUUUCACCUCGUUGGAUUCCCUCUGAGUUGAACGUGGCCGACAAAGGUUCGCGGCGGUGGGAAUCGCAAAGAAAGAGAGAUGUUGCUGGCCGAGCCUGGGAGAAGAUCCAGCUCGAAAGGGUUGACUCAGCAGGAAGGAGGCCGGCCGACAAGGCCAAGACUCGAGCAGAGAUAGCGAGACAGAGAUCCGAUCCUCCUCGCUUCAAGGGACAGACAAACCUGGAGCGAGUAGCAGUGUCGGAAGCAGUGGCGAAAGACUACACCAGAAGGACCAACGAUCUGAGAUUCUUUGCACGACAGAGCAAGAUUUCCCUUCGAAGUGCGAAGAACUUGGACGAGGCCUGCACCUUGUUUCUGAACAACAUCUUCGAGCAGGGCGUAGAGCUCCACGAGGGCUCAAAGUUUGUGGCGGCGGUCAAAGACGCGUUCCCAGACUUUGGCCACAAGUCAGCACUGCCUCGAAUGAUCAGAGCACUUCAGGGCUGGACAAAGAUCGAUCCUCAGAAGACCAGACCACCUCUGCCUUGGGAGUUGGUCGCCGGCAUUGCAAUGAAGAUGCAGGCACGAACGCGGCACCAUGCGGCCUUGGCGGUGUUGACCAUGUUUUCGGCCUACCUGAGGCCGGGAGAAUGCCUGGGGAUCCAGAAGACAGACCUGGUAAGACCUAUGCCAAGACAGGAGCACCACACGCUCCACCUGCACCCUGCCGAGAGACACGAGGCCUCAAAAGUUGGGAUCUCGGAAGAGUCGAUUCAGCUGGAUUCAGUGCAGCUCCUUUGGUUGGGUCAAGCGUUGGAACAGCUUCAGACGGACGGGCCAUUUCUUUUCGAGCUGGGACACGCAGAGAUGGUCUCAGCUUGGAAACAAGCCUUGGUGGAUCUAGGACUGGAACACAACCACGCAGUCCUGCACCAACUAUAA